UAUAUGUCGGUUGUGGAGUCUUUCGGUAUAUCUACGAAACCUAAAAAGCAAUCUGCUCUUCAAACACUUCCACAAAAUAUACUUUUUGGUGGAAUGGCAGGAGUAGUGGGUACCAGUAUUAUCUUUCCUCUCUAUACUCUAAAAACCAACUUACAAAGUAGUCAUUCUACUCACUCCUCUUCUUCUUCUUCUCGUUCUCUCAAAGGAGUGACAAAUAUUUUAUCCGUUCAUCAUCAGUGGAGAGUAGGUGCUGUUGUUCGUUCUAUUUUAGGAAGAGAAGGUUGGAAAGGAUUCUAUAGAGGUCUUACUCCAACACUCAUAGGAGUUGCUCCAGAAAAGGCCAUCAAACUUUCCGUCAAUGAUAUGCUUUGUUCCUUUUUAUCCGAUGAACAAGGAAAGACAAGUUUUAUGAAUAGUAUUAUAGCUGGAGCAGGUGCUGGAUUUUGUCAAGUAAUAGCUACUUGUCCUAUGGAAAUGUUGAUGAUUACUUUUCAAACUCGUUCUUCACAAGGACAACCUAUACAUUCUGUCACACAACUUGUAAAGGAAUUGGGUAUUCGUGGGAUAUAUAAAGGCCUCAUUGCCACAUUAUGUAGAGAUGUUCCUUUUAGUAUGAUAUUCUUUUCAACCAAUGCCCAUUUGAAAGCCACUUUUCAAGGCUCUUCAGAAAGACUUGCCAUUCCUUAUGUAUUUGUAUCGGGUAUUGGUGCUGGUUGCUUAGCUGCAGUAUUAUCUACUCCUAUGGAUGUCAUCAAAACAAGAUUACAAUCUUCCCAUUCACCUUAUAGAGGCAUUGUGGAUUGUUUUGUUCGAACAUUACAUGAAGAUGGAAUAACCAAGUUUUUCUCGGGUUCUAUUGCCAGAGCUUGUAUCGUAUCUCCUUUAUUUGGAAUUGCGUUGUUAUUUUAUGAAUUUCAAAAGAGAUUGGCUUCUCCUUCAUAACAAAGAUAUCUCAUAUCAGCAUUAUUAUAUAUCA
Molecule: messenger RNA, 976 nt
Organism: Galdieria sulphuraria
Lineage: Eukaryota; Rhodophyta; Bangiophyceae; Galdieriales; Galdieriaceae
Product: mitochondrial carrier
Exons: 2
Coding region: 4-942 (312 amino acids)
Biological process (GO): transmembrane transport
Molecular function (GO): transmembrane transporter activity
Source: RefSeq, a predicted model, not a curated record